This is a messenger RNA of Lineus longissimus, 6719 nucleotides long. Its product is annotated as phospholipid-transporting ATPase IF-like. The transcript is spliced from 25 exons. Gene Ontology annotation, molecular function: ATP binding; ATP hydrolysis activity; magnesium ion binding. Lineage: Eukaryota; Metazoa; Nemertea; Pilidiophora; Heteronemertea; Lineidae. The coding region runs from base 134 to 3532 and encodes 1132 amino acids. Gene Ontology annotation, biological process: phospholipid translocation. Gene Ontology annotation, cellular component: endoplasmic reticulum; plasma membrane. The record is from RefSeq and is a predicted model, not a curated record.
AUAGUGAUAGAUAAACAUUGGACGUUUCUGGUCAAUAUAUGUCGGAUUAAAAACGGUCUGGGACCAUAAAUAUGUGAUAAUUCGUGAUUUUUUAUUAUGUUUCUUCCGUGUGUUCUGUUAACCUUUCAAUACGAUGGGGAGUUUUAUCUUCAGAGCUCUAGAAAAGUGCUUCAAGUCGAUGCCAUGUUGUCGGAAGCCACCCCGUCCAGAAAACCGGACUAUCUUUGUUGGCAACCAGGCUCCACUGGACGAGGAGGUUCUCAUUCCUGAAACGUUCGUUCCCAAUCACAUCAUCACAAGCAAGUACACAGCAUGGAACUUCCUCCCAAAGAACUUGUUCGAGCAGCUCCAACGAAUUGCCAACUUUUACUUCUGUUGCAUGGGCAUUAUCAUGUUCCUGAUCGACAGUCCAGUGAGUCCCGCCACCAGUAUCCUCCCCUUAGUAUUCGUCUUGUCAGUCACCGCCAUCAAACAGGGCUACGAAGAUUGGCUACGACACACGGCCGACAAAGAGGUCAACAAUCGUCAAGCAUAUGUGGUCAGAAACGGCGAGUUGAUGGCUGUCAAAUCUAUGGAAAUAAAAGUUGGUGAUAUUGUGCGUGUCCAAAUGAAUCAAGGCUUUCCCUGUGAUCUUGUAUUGUUAUCGUCCCAUGACAACGAAGGUGAUUGUUCCAUCACCACUGCUAACCUUGAUGGUGAAACAAACCUAAAAACCUUCAACUGCAUUCCAGAAACCCGCCAAUAUCAAAAUGUUGAAGCGUUAACUGAUCUCCGAGCCAAGAUAGAAUGUCAGCAGCCAAUAACAGAUUUAUACAAAUUCAUCGGCAGAAUUACUUUAUACGACACCACCUCUGGUGGAGCACCGAUAGUCCGUCCGUUAGGUCCAGAAAAUGUCCUUCUCCGAGGAGCCAUGCUGAAAAAUACACCUUUUAUAUUUGGUAGUGCAAUCUACACUGGCCAAGAAACCAAGAUGGCCUUGAACUCGAAGUUCAAACGCAGCAAGUUUUCCCGCGUGGAGCGUCGCCUCAAUCAAUUCCUCAUCGCCUUCCUCAUUCUACUCGCUAUCGAAGUAGCGGUUUGUACCGGCCUACAGUAUUAUUAUAUCCAACAGCCCCGGCCGUGGUACCAACCGCCCCAUAAAGAUAUUAAUGUUCACACUGUGAUAGGAGACAUCUUUGCCUUUCUCACUUUGUUCAACUACAUUAUUCCUAUAUCAUUGUAUGUCUCCAUAGAAUUACAAAAGUUUUUCGGUUCAAUGUUUUUUGGUUGGGACAUUGAAAUGUAUGAUGCUCAAAUCAACCAGCCUGCUAAAGCCAAUACAUCAGAUCUCAAUGAAGAGCUGGGCCAGGUUGAAUACCUAUUUACUGAUAAAACCGGCACACUGACGGAAAACGACAUGCAGUUCCGGCAGUGUUCAAUCAACGGUGUCCGGUACAUUGAACACGGUGGGAUGCUGUGCGAGAGACCGGAUAUACCAGGAGUCCAGCCACAGCCGGUCCAUAAAUUCAGCGACGAGAUUAUGGAGUUCCUUGAAGUCUUGGUCCUCUGCCACACGGUGCGCGUCGACCGGCAGGAGGUCGUCCAGAAUGGCACCUCAUAUGGCCAGAAUCCUGCAGGACAGGGGAUGGAGUACGAAUACCAGGCCUCGUCGCCGGAUGAGAAGGCCUUUGUAGAGGCCUGCCGGAGGUAUGGCAUAGUAUUCCACGGUACCAAGGACACGGAGCACGUGGUCAGCUUCAAAGAGGAUACCCGUCGCUACAAAGUUCUCUAUGUGCUCGACUUUGAUGCUAAUAGGAAGUGUAUGAGUGUCAUUAUUCAGAACCCAGAUGGUGAGAUCAUCCUCCUGUGCAAGGGAGCCGAGUCCUCCCUCCUGCAGCGUUGCACCUCCGGCACGAAGGAGGCCACGUUACAUCACGUUAACGAGUACGCUAUGGUCGGUCUGCGUACUCUCGUCAUUGCCCACCGCCGCCUGAGUCCAGACGAGUUUGAACAUUUCAACGAAAAGUUGACAGAGGCGAAGAAAACAUUGGAAAAUCGAGAAAAGAAGCUGUCUGAGAUCUACGAUGAGGUCGAGCAGAACCUCCACCUCCUGGGUGCAACAGCGGUGGAGGACCGCCUCCAGGAUGGCGUACCGAUGACAAUCCAGGCGCUGAGGCGGGCGGGAAUCAAGGUCUGGGUCCUGACAGGUGAUAAGGAGGAAACAGCCGUCAAUAUCAGUUACUCUGCAGGUCAUUUCAAGCAGGGGAUGGUCGAACUGAGGCUGACCAAGCAGGAGAAUGCUCUGGAGUGUGAACAGCUCUUGAAACAGUUCCAAAUGAAGAUGUCAGAUGCCGGUGGAAUAGUGGAACACGUCCUCGUCAUCGACGGCAUAAGUCUUGCUCACGUCCUACACGACUAUGGCGACCUCUUUCUGACCGUGUGUCAGAAGUGCAUGGCCGUGUUGUGCUGUAGAAUGACACCUUUACAGAAAGCUGAGGUGGUGCGACUUGUGAAGCAUAGCAAAGCCCAGCCAGUGACCGCUGCUAUCGGGGAUGGUGCUAAUGAUGUCAGUAUGAUACAGGAGGCUGACGUCGGCUUAGGCAUUAUGGGUAAAGAAGGCCGGCAAGCUGUCCGCUGCAGUGACUACGCUUUUGGACGAUUCCGGUUCCUGAUGCGAGCGUUCCUGGUCCAUGGGCACUGGUACUAUGUCCGAUUAGCGACGCUGGUGCAGUACUUCUUCUACAAGAAUAUUGCGUUCAUAACUGCUGAAGUCUACUAUGCAUGUUUUUCCUCAUUCUCGCAGCAGUCUGUCUAUGAGAGCAUCUAUCUGAUGUUCUACAACACCACAUUCACCGCCCUACCUAUCCUUGUCUUUGGUUUGUUCGAGCAACACAUAUCUCAGGAAGCUUUGCUGAGAAAACCAGAGCUUUAUAAAGAAAUUCGAGGCAAUUCACGGCUCUCACCAAUGCAGUUCUUAAAGUGGAACCUGAACGGACUGUGGCAUUCCUUGGUUUGCUUCUUCGGCGUUUAUCUCUUGUUUGGGGAUGAAGUCAGUAUAUCUCCCGACGGCAAGAUGUAUGGUGUUUGGAGUUUCGGCACGAUUGUGGUCCAUGCCGUGGUGUUUACAGUCAAUAUAAAACUUGGUAUAGAAGCAUACUUCUGGAAUCCUGCUCUACCAAUAGCGUAUUUUGUAACAUGCAUUGGGUUCUUUCCACUUAUUCUUGUAUAUAACAUUGUGAUAUGGCCAUCUUGGCUGUCCGAAAGUCUCCUGCUGCGCGUGGUGGACACCGUCCUUGCCAGUGGCAUCGUCUGGUUAGGAAUCUUACUUCUGGUCGUCCUCAGUCUCCUGCCCGAUCUCAUCAUGAAGGCCGUCAAGGAUACGUUCUAUACUCGCAAGAUUGAUCCGAGGAAGAAACACUCGAUUAAUAAGACUGAAUGUUCAACUGUUGCAUUAUUAUGGUUUGAAUUGACUUGCAAUGUCAGGAAGGAUUAUUCCCAUAAUCGUGACCUAACAGCGGAUGAGGAUGUCCCUGAAGGCUCGGGGACAAUCUGAAUCGAGUGAGUUUUCACUUCUGAAAUUUGACCCACCUGCACAGUUCCCGGGACCAACGUAUGGAGAUGGUUCUAUCGAAGUCUAUCUGUAAUGAUUGGAACUACAUCAAGGAAAUUACCAGUCGUGCAGCAGCUGGGCGUCAAAACAUUCCAGAGAGGUAAUCGAUGGGUUUGGUAUUUAUUGCUGGUCGCAGUAAUGCCAGAUUUUUGUUGCGGGCAACUGUGAUCGCCCUGCGGAUGAGAUACUUAUGUCUUACAUGUAUGUGAUAAUAAUCAGAGGUCGUUGCAGACAUCUCUUUAGGUGGUGACAUCUGUCGUCCAGAAUGUAAACAGUAGAACCUUUCCAAUAAGGACAUCAUUAGGACUGACGAAUGCUGUCCUAUUAAAUGGCCAGGAGUCCUGAUAUCAAAAUGUACAGUAAAUUGCAUGCUAUACAAAUUAUAGGAAAAAUUAUUUUCCGUCCACAAUAACCAUUUGGUAUACAGUAUAUAACACAUCACAUGUGCUAAAUAUUUUUUAUAUGUAAUUGUUUUUGCGCAGUUGAUUUUCAGAGCAUGAUUUUUAUUGAUUUUCUUAUAUGAAAUCCAUCCAGUACAGGCCGCUGAAUUAUGACAAGAACUUUUGGAAUAGAUUCAAUAUUUUCUUCUUUUAUACCAGUGUCAUCAGCAAGUUUUGAAUACCCAGUUAUAGUAAGAGCUCUUCUUCUGAAAGUUUGAGAAUUUUUACAAAUUGAUAUUAUUUGCAAAAUUUGCAAAAAAAUGCCCACGAAAAUUUGGUGGGUUGCAGUAGGCCUUAUCACUUAAUGCCUGUUCGGGCCUGGGAAACUUUCCAUAUUAGGCAUAGGGGUUCUUGUUGUAAGAAAGAUUUAUUAUAAUUUCUGAUUAAACAUAUCAAAACCAAAAUCUGUAAUUUGUUGCCAUCAUUUUAAAACCAAUGUUAGAUUUAUGCAUAUCAUUGUUUUGAUUUAAAUUUGAAGCACAAGUGUCGACAUCGUUAAAACCAUAUAAAAUAUUAACAUGUAUGUUGUGGUCUACUAGAAUGAAAUGGAGGUCAUCAAUCCAGAUUUACGUGUCUUUUGUGGUUUGAAUGGUACUUUAUACGAAGUACCGACAUGUGACAAUUAAAGUGUAUAAAAAAUUCGGUGUAAUUUUGUAUUGUGUAUAAGCCAAGUGCCUUGAAUCCAUGAAAAAUUUGAUUUUUUUCCUCUGUGUAUUGGACAAGUCCAUCGUGAUACAGGGUGUUUCAAAAUAUUCGAGCUAAAUGAUGCAGCUGCUCUGUUGGGCUGUGGAGUAACAUUUAGAUGCCCGGUAAUUAAGGUCCAUGUUGUACUUUGUUUUUCAUGGAACACCCUGUAUACUCAAUAUAUUUUGUGCCAUCGCAUAUUUCAGCACAUAUCAGACUUUUGUAUUAGAACAUAAUCAAAAUUUUGAUGAAUAUUUCAUAAAGGAAUGAAUUACAAGACAGUGUCACAUUAUUGAACAGUCAGUUCAAAACCGUCACUUCAAACCUUUUCUGAAAUUUGUGUCAAUUUGUCAUUUACAGCACUUUGGUCUACACCAAUACCAAUGAGCUUUUUAUAGCUAAUUUGACUUUUGGGUGAUUUUUUGCGUUAAUACACCUUACUUAUUUACAUUUAUCAUUAAAUGUCAUUAUUUUUGCUCAUUUGUCAAACUCUUCAGAUUAAGCCUAAUGUUACGUUACGUUAGGUCGCGUUACAUUACAUUAACGUUACAGUAAUGUGUGAAACGUCUUGAUUUUGCACCUAUUCACUGUCUUUCCCUGUUCUGAAGAGAAGCUGCUACAUGUAUGCUUGUGCAUAUGCACUGUAUAUUUUUUGUAUUAGUUAUGUUAUUAUGUUCUCUUGGAGUUUACACUUAGAUUAGGGCAUUCUGUUUUAUUAUUCAAAGAUUCUUGCACUACUCAUAACUUCGUUAUACUCAAAACCAUUAAAUUUUUGUUUAUUUGCUCACGUUUGAAGACUUGAUUGUUUUGUUAUGAAUUAUGUUACUAUUAAAACUUAACCUGAUUUUACACCAAUGUACAUGUACAGACAAACUAUGUAGAAAUCAUGAACAUACAAUAAAGAAAUGCGAAAAACAAGUUUUCUAUAACAUAUCUCGGGUCUUGCGCACGUCCAGUACUUUAACGAGGUACACCACAUCGGUAUGCCGAAACCCCCUUACUUUUGAAAACCUAGAACUUGAAUGUUUAACUUUUUAUUUUGUGAGCUAAUUUCACAUUAUGUGCUAAAUUGUUUAUCAAAUUCUUGCCUCAAUUGUAAAUUUUUAUUUAAAAUGUAUAUUUCGUGCACGCCCAACAUGAAGAAUUAGCAACCGAUUGCGUGAGGUUUGAAUAUGCAAUCCCAAUUUUCGAGUCAAAAUGCUAUCCACUCAACCGAGGCCACAUGAAGCUAGCCUGCUGAAAGCUCUCUCUCAUCACUGUCAUUCAAAGUUCUCCACGAGUACUCAAUUGGUUGAUUUGAUUGGAACACUAAAUUCAAAGUUUUGAGACAUUUUUACUGUAUAUUUUCAAGAAUUUCAGGAGGCAAGUUAGAUGUGGCUCGAGCGUGUGGAUAGCAGUUCGACACUGUUAUCGGGAUAGCAUGUUUAAAGUCCCAUGCAAUCAGUUACUGAGACUUCAGGGCAUUUGUAACUAUCCUUCACUGGACCAUAACAAAAUGACUCCACCGCGCACUAUAAAAAUGUAAUUUAGCAGGCACUUGUAUGAAGACUGCUUCAUAUGAUAAUGCUCUAUGUAUAUAAUACCAUGCCUGGCAUUUGAUUGCAUAUCUUCACCGAUAAUUUUUGUUCUGAUGACUGUUGAUGAUAUCAUAUCAUGAUGUAUAUUCUAUAUUCCUCGCUAUUUAUCGUCCGCUUGUGACUGUGCCCUUGCUUGGAGACCAAUUAAAUUAAUGCACCCUUCAAAAUACUGUCACUCAAAAGAUAAUGAGUCACAAGGGUGAACAUUUGGGUGAACAAUGUUUUGUCUGGGAAUUCUCAAGUACUUUCCCUGUGAUGGGGUGUACUGAAAUUUGUAUUGGUUUCCAAGAGCCUUCACUUAUUGAGCCUGCUUGGCAUAUGAGCUGUAGAUUCAUGUACAUGUACUCACCUACCGGUAUUGUAAAUAUGGUUGAAUGUUCAGAUUUUAUCAAAAAAUCAUAGACAAUAUUUUCAAUAAAAUAAAUUUCA